UAUAUAAACGCAGAUUUUAGGGUAUUGGAAGCUCUCAAACUCUCUCUGCCGUGCAGCAAUACAUCUGCGGAGUUAGGGCAACUCGCCUCCUCCAGCCAUGGCCGUCGGUAAGAACAAGCGGAUUUCGAAGGGAAAGAAGGGAGGCAAGAAGAAAGCCACCGAUCCAUUUGCCAAGAAGGAUUGGUAUGAUAUCAAAGCACCUUCAGUUUUCACUGUUAAGAAUGUUGGAAAGACUCUUGUUACGCGUACGCAGGGUACCAAGAUUGCUUCUGAAGGUCUCAAACACAGAGUCUUCGAGGUCUCGUUGGCUGAUCUUCAGGAUGAUGAGGAGCACGCUUACAGGAAGAUUCGACUGAGAGCAGAAGAUGUUCAAGGGAGGAAUGUCCUGACAAAUUUCUGGGGAAUGAAUUUUACUACCGACAAGUUAAGGUCUUUAGUACGCAAGUGGCAUACUUUGAUUGAAGCUCAUGUCGAUGUCAAAACCACCGACAACUACACUCUUAGAAUGUUUUGCAUUGGGUUCACUAAGAGAAGGCCAAACCAAGUGAAAAGGACAUGCUACGCCCAAUCCAGUCAGAUCAGGCAGAUCCGUCGUAAGAUGAGAGAGAUCAUGGUAAACCAAGCAACCUCUUGCGAUUUGAAGGAAUUGGUUCGCAAGUUCAUUCCAGAGUCCAUCGGCAAGGAGAUUGAAAAGGCAACAUCCAGCAUCUACCCUCUUCAAAAUGUGUUUAUCCGGAAAGUAAAAAUUUUGAAAGCACCCAAAUUCGAUCUUGGAAAGUUGAUGGAGGUUCAUGGAGACUACUCAGAAGACGUUGGCGUGAAGGUUGAGAGACCUGCUGAUGAAGCUGCAGACGAGGGGCCUACCGAAAUUGUUGGAGCUUAAGUUCAGUUAUGUUGAAUUUCAUUUGAUCUGUUUUUGUUUAGUUUUGCCCCGCUUUGUCACAAACUUAGUUUUAACCCGCUUCUCGAUCUAGUCAGAGAGUUGGUUUUGAGGAUCGCAAUUUUGUGCUACCAAAUCCUUAGUUAAGAAUACUUUCAUUGAAUCAAUUUUA
Messenger RNA from Cucurbita maxima (winter squash), 1052 nucleotides. Its product is annotated as 40S ribosomal protein S3a. Gene Ontology annotation, biological process: translation. Gene Ontology annotation, cellular component: ribosome; cytosol. The transcript is spliced from 7 exons. The record is from RefSeq and is a predicted model, not a curated record. Gene Ontology annotation, molecular function: structural constituent of ribosome. Bases 98 to 883 code for a protein of 261 amino acids. Lineage: Eukaryota; Viridiplantae; Streptophyta; Magnoliopsida; Cucurbitales; Cucurbitaceae.